AUGGUUGAAGGAAGAUAAUAUCGCCUACACUCUUAUGAUCAAUGCGGCAUCACAAGGGGCACCACUUUUGCAGCAAUAUGGUUGUUAGUUUUUAAAAAUCCAACUUCAUAAAUUUUUUACCAACCCGAACAAAUUCACACCACAUCGUUUACAACCGCUGCGUUAGUUGGAGGGCCUUCUGUAAUAGCUGUACAUUAUAAGAGAACCAAAGCCUUAUUCAUCUAAUUAUAUAUAAAUCCUAAUACCUUCCUAUCAUCUUAAGAACUACCAGACACCUUUUAACUUGAAGAAGAAAACUUUCAGAGAAAUGUAGUUCUUACCCUCGUUGGCAAUGAAGCUUAGAACACAAAAAUUUGA
This is a messenger RNA of Tetrahymena thermophila SB210, 357 nucleotides long. RefSeq lists its product as hypothetical. The record is from RefSeq and is a predicted model, not a curated record. The transcript has a single exon. NCBI's taxonomy places the organism in Eukaryota, Ciliophora, Oligohymenophorea, Hymenostomatida, Tetrahymenidae.